Molecule: messenger RNA, 1663 nt
Organism: Klebsormidium nitens
Lineage: Eukaryota; Viridiplantae; Streptophyta; Klebsormidiophyceae; Klebsormidiales; Klebsormidiaceae
Source: the annotation of a GenBank genome assembly
AUGAAGUGGAAAAGGGCUGCGCUCUCGGCGCUCGUUCUCAUAGUGCUGACGUCAGCAGCGCUUGCGGGCCCGCUUGACAACACGGAAUGGACGGCUGGGCGGGCAACGUUCUACGCAGGCGCUGGCGCAGGGGGCCAGUGUCGCUACUUUGGCUACUACGGAAACAAUGUCGUAGCCAUCGGGACUGACCAGUUCCAAGGAGGUCUGGUGUGCGGGGCAUGCUUCGAGGUCCAGUGCGAUAGCUCCCGCAGCAACGACUGCGUCCCUGGCGCAGGGCCCAUCACUGUGACACUGUCCGACGAGACGGACGUGUGCAGCUCGAACGACAACAACUGCGAAGGCACGGGCUACCAUUUCGACUUCGAUCCAGCGGGCUUCGCGCAAAUCGCCAACGUGCAGGCAGGCAUCGUCUUCAUCCAGUGGCGUCGCGUCCAGUGCCAGCGCCAGGGCAACAUCCAGCUGGUUAUUGAGUCGGACGCAAACCCGUACUGGUUGGGCGUCAUGAUCCGGAAUAUCGCCGGGGACGGCGAAGUGGUGUCCGCAGAGUACCGGUCCGGAUCGUCCGACUGGAACACGAUGAACAAGGUGGACUUCAGGGGCGCCGACUGGUUCAUUUACGGCCCGCCGUCGGGCGCGAUCACCGUCAGAAUCUCGACUGACCGGGGCCAGACCGCCGAGCUGACCGACUGCAUCCCCAGCGGCUGGUCUCCCGGACAGAGCUACGACUGCGGGACAAACAUCGGAUCAGGGGGAUCCCCCUCCAGCAACUACAAUUCUGCCCCUGCGGACAACCCAGCCCCGUCCGACACUUCGAGUCCCCAGCCUGCGGACACGCCGGCGCCGCAGGAGACUUCCGCUCCGGACACUCCGGCCCCUGCCAUGACGUCAGCCCCGGACACCCCCGCCCCGGUGAUUACGUCACCUCCGGACACCGCCCCUCCGGACACGCCAGCCCCGGUGACGACGUCACCUCCGGACACGCCGGCACCGUCCGAUACGUCUGCACCGACCUCGCCUCCGGACACGCCAGCACCGUCCGUUCCGAACAUGCCUGCCCCGACGGAGGCCGUGACGUCAGCUCCGGACACCCCCGCGCCGACGGACACGCUUCCACCGGACACGCCUCCGCCCACGGACGCCCCCACUCCAACGCCGACGGAAACGAACCCGCCGGACACCCCCCCGCCGUCCGAAACGCCCGUACCGCCGUCACCGGACACCCCAGCGCCUACGGACGCCAGCCCGCCAUCCGCAGAUGCAGACACGGUGGCGCCGAACGCGCCUACGGACGCGCCUACGGACGCGCCCACGGACGCGCCUGCGGACGCCAGCCCGUCGCCGUCUCCCUUGCAAUCUCCGUCGCCUUCUCCGUCCAACUCGCCCUCUCCGUCACAAUCUCCGUCACCGUCCCCCUCAUUCUCGCCCUCUCCGUCACAAUCUCCGUCACCGUCCCCCUCAUUCUCGCCCUCUCCGUCACCUUCCGCGUCACCUUCCCCGUCACUUUCGCCGUCGCCCUCCCCCUCAGCAUCACCCGUUACGCCCCUCCCGCCUCCAGAGUCCCAAUCUCAGCCCCCCCCUUCGGAGUCCCCCAUCUCCCCACCCCCCACUACCGUUUCCCCCCCACCACCAGCGGCUAUUUCUCCCCCUCCUCCGACGGACCAAU